Messenger RNA from Parnassius apollo (apollo), 687 nucleotides. The record is from the annotation of a GenBank genome assembly. NCBI's taxonomy places the organism in Eukaryota, Metazoa, Arthropoda, Insecta, Lepidoptera, Papilionidae.
UUGAAGAAUAUCUUGAAGCGAGCUCAAAUUAUUGACUCAAAGUCAUUGGCAGCGACUACCACAAACGUAGUAACGUACACGGCGGCCAGAUGGGGUCGAAGGGAGAUAAAACGGGAGGCUGCUUGCACCGCAAGGGAGCGACGAUAUCAGUCGCAGUCGGACGGUCAACCAAUUCACUCGUUUCUCCAAUCCCAAAUAGAAUCUCCUAGCGCGAUGUGGGAUGACGCAGUGGAAGAAACUCCGGCUCCAGCCGCGCCAGCGGCAGAAGCACCUGCCGGUGAUACACCUGCAGCAGAUGCAUCUGCAACUGACGCAUCCGCUGACGCACCACCCGAAGUUGCCGAGCCUCCUCCACCUGAGAACAAUUCAAAGAAUGAGCCGAAACGCCUUGUUUUUAAACACUGGACCAGGCCGAAAUUCCUACAGUACAGCUACAUCUAUGACUACCAACGCAACUAUUAUGACGAUGUGCUGUCCUAUUUGGACCGACGUAACAAAGGUUUACCAGUAGAGAGGCCACGAGCACAGACUUGGGGCGAAAGAGCUCUCAGAACCUACCUCUCAAAAGACACCAGCUACCUGUCCAGGACAUAUAGCAAAGAUACGACCCUGCUCCACCACAUUUCUACGGGAGCGCGGUUUCAGCGUUAUCACAGCAAGGAUUUCGUUGGCGUGAUGAUUCACUGA